Messenger RNA from Beta vulgaris subsp. vulgaris (sugar beet), 2777 nucleotides. RefSeq names its product probable inactive receptor kinase At5g58300. The coding region runs from base 645 to 2552 and encodes 635 amino acids. NCBI's taxonomy places the organism in Eukaryota, Viridiplantae, Streptophyta, Magnoliopsida, Caryophyllales, Amaranthaceae. The transcript has 3 exons. Gene Ontology annotation, molecular function: ATP binding; protein binding; protein kinase activity. The record is from RefSeq and is a predicted model, not a curated record. Gene Ontology annotation, biological process: protein phosphorylation.
AAUAACUGAAGCUUUUGCUCAUCCCAACAUUUCUAACUUCUAACUUCACUAUCACUGUACAACACUUCUUUUACUCUUUAUUUGACUAGUCUGUCUCUAAACUUCACACUACACUACUACAGUCUACAGUACUACAGUUCUACUACUAUUACUAUAAUACCCACUACUUUCUUUUUCUCCCACUUUACCAUUUUCUGCUAAUCCCAACUUCUCCUACUUUUUCUUUCUCUCUCCUUUUGUUUUUGUUUUUGGUUUGUUGGGCCAUCUUUUUUAUUCUCUCAUAAAAAUUCCCUCUUUUUUUCUUUCUCUUUCUAUUAAUGUGUGAGAAUUGAAGGGUUUCUCAUUCUUUCUAGUUGAGAGAUAAUAAUUUCUCAAUUAAUGCUAUAUUCUUCACAUCUUUAGCAAGGUUUGGUUUUGCCGACGCUUGUCUUUUUCUAAACAUUAAAUCCCAUUUUUGCAAACAAAAAAAAUCUUACUCAGAAACAUAACACAUUUUUUCUGGGUUUCUCAACAUUCUUUUUUGGUUGCUCUGCUUCUCCUCAAGAUGCUAUAUCAAUCAUAGAAGCACUUCUUAUUGAGACAGAAUCACAACACGAUUUCAUGGUUUCAUCUCGGAGUCACUAGCUUCGGCAGAAAACUUCACCAUGAAGCUUCAAUCCUUCUUACUAGAUAUAUCUAUCUUUCUUUAUUUAGUUGCUAUCCUUCCCCUCAUUUGUGCCGAUUUGAACUCAGACAGGCAAGCACUUCUUAACUUUGCUGCUAAUGUUCCACAUGGACGAAAGCUCAACUGGAAUGUUGCCUCUGAAAUUUGCACCACUUGGGCUGGUGUCACGUGCAAUACUGAAAGAACCCGUGUUAUUGCUCUCCAUCUCCCAGGAAUCGGGCUCGUUGGCUCAAUACCGUCUGGUACCAUUGGGAAACUAGACGCACUUGAAGUUCUAAGUCUACGAUCAAACAGCCUCAAUGGGGAACUUCCUGCUGACAUUCCUUGUUUAUCAUCUCUUCAUUCCUUAUUCCUUCAAUCUAAUAACUUCUCAGGGAGCAUUCCUAAAUCUCUUUCUCGUGGACUUAUGGUGUUGGAUUUAAGUUUUAACUCCUUUACUGGAAAUAUUCCAUCAACUAUUAACAACUUGACAAGGCUUAUUGUGUUAAAUCUCCAAGAUAAUAUGCUUUCUGGGUCUAUCCCUGAUCUUAAUCCCCCAAGGCUGAAGCUAUUAAAUGUAAGCGACAACAUGUUAAAUGGUGAAAUCCCAGAUUCACUACAGAAGUUCCCAAGCUCAUCAUUUUUGGGAAAUCCCUUAUGUGGACCACCUCUAGAAGAUUGCUCCUUGAAUGGGCCAUCAUUGGCUCCAACUCUUCCGAUUGUAAGCAAAGAUGGCAAUAGGACAAAGUUCAGUAUAGGGGCCAUCAUUGCUAUUGUAAUAGGCGGCUCUGCUGUGCUGCUUCUUGCAGUAGUAAUAAUUUUACUAUGCUGUCUGAAGAGAAGACGUACAGGAGGUAGUGAUUCUGACAAGGGAAAAGAAGCUAAUGUCAAGAAGAGCAAAAACCAGUUGCCAAAGGAAGACUUUGGGAGUGGUGUGCAGACAGCUGAAAAGAACAAAUUGGUCUUCUUUGGAGGUUGCUCCUAUAAUUUUGAUCUUGAGGACUUACUUAGGGCUUCGGCAGAAGUUCUUGGGAAAGGGAGCUAUGGAACAGCAUAUAAAGCUAUUUUGGACGAGGGAAUUGUUGUGGUGGUAAAACGGCUCAAGGAGGUGGGGAUUGGCAAGCGGGAAUUCGAGCAGCAAAUGGAGAUGGUUAGCAAGGUUGGUCAACAUCCAAACCUCGUGCCUCUUCGGGCAUACUAUUUUUCCAAGGAUGAAAAACUACUGGUCUAUGACUUCAUACCUGGCGGCAGCUUAAGUGCAGUCUUGCAUGGCCAUGGAUACAAUGGGAAGACUCCCUUGGACUGGAAUUCUAGAAUUGCAAUUGCACUAGGGGCCGCACGAGGAAUACUUCACAUCCAUUCUGAGGCCGGUGGAAAAUUCAUCCAUGGAAACAUAAAGUCCUCUAAUGUUCUCCUUUCACAAGAUUAUGAAGGUUGCAUCUCUGAUUUCGGUUUGCCUCUAUUGAUGAACUUCCAAGGCAUCACCUCGAGGAGCAUAGGGUACCAUGCUCCAGAAGUGAUCGAAGUAAGAAAAGCUAGUCAAAAAUCUGAUGUGUACAGUUUUGGGGUACUACUCCUGGAGAUCUUAACAGGAAAAGCUCCUCUGAAAACUAGCCAUGGACACAACGAUGUGAUUGAUCUCCCAAGAUGGGUGCAGUCCGUGGUCAGAGAAGAAUGGACUUCUGAGGUAUUCGAUGCUGAGUUACUUAGGUGUCCAAAUGCGGAAGAGGAAAUGGUGCACAUGUUACAGAUAGCACUGGCUUGUGUAGCUAGAGUGCCUGAUAUGAGGCCUAAAAUGGAUGAUGUUGUUAGAAUGAUAGAAGAAAUCAGGCCGUCUGAGUCAGAAGAGAGGCCGUCAUCUGACGAGAACAAAUCUAAGGACUCGAACGCUGGUACCCCUACCCCCUGAUUUUUCAGUACAAAUCUGGGAUUGCUGAAGAAAUUGAUAAUUGAUUUUCUGAUGUAGUAUCAUAAGGUGAUGAUUAUUCCUAAUUUAUGCAAUCUUUCUAGGCUUUGUGCAGCUGUUUGUUGAGCAGUAAAGGGUCUAGAUUGGAGUGAUGUCAAAUUACAAUUAUGUAAAAAAAAAAAAAGUUUGAUUACAAGCAAUGCAUGACUUGUGCUUUAGCCUUUUCAA